CGUUCGCAUCUUCCACUCUACCCACUUUCACACUUUCAAAAUCCGAACUCCAAAACAAAACGCACUCAAACUCCGUUACUUUCUUUGUUCAGACUUUUAGAGAAUGUCGCCGUCGACGACUGGGAACUGCAGCAAAAUCCGGCGCAUUGUGCGCGUGCGGCAAAUGCUUCUCCGGUGGCGGAGGAAGGCGCGGUUGGCGGCGUCGGACGUUCCGGCGGGACACGUGGCGGUGUGCGUGGGGCCCAGCCGGAGGAGAUUCAUCGUCCGCGCCACAUACCUUAAUCAUCCGAUCUUCAAGACGCUUCUCGCGAAAGCGGAAGAGGAAUAUGGUUUCUGCAACCACGGUCCUCUCGCUAUUCCUUGUGACGAGUCUCUGUUCGAAGAGCUUCUUCGGGUCGUGGACCGACCCGUACCCGGAUUGUACACGCUCGAGGAUUUGAGGAGACGGUGCCACGUGGAUGUCUCGAGUGGCAACUCUGAAUCGUGGCCGUUGCUUCGUGAUGAACUGAUCUGCUGAGUUGACUCGGUCCUGAAAAUACAAUAUUCAUUGUUCACUAACUACUCUUUUUUUGGGAUUUGUAAUUUUUAUCCUAAUUAAUGAUUUUCGGUGAGUUUUUAUUUUUUAGUUGUUAGAGAGAUUAAACAAUGAUAAGAGAGAAACUCUGUAUGAUUAUUAUUAUUUAAUUCGUUAAAAGAGUAGGAUGUAUUGUAA
This is a messenger RNA of Vigna radiata var. radiata (mung bean), 712 nucleotides long. Its product is annotated as indole-3-acetic acid-induced protein ARG7. Bases 104 to 517 code for a protein of 137 amino acids. Gene Ontology annotation, biological process: response to auxin. The transcript has a single exon. NCBI's taxonomy places the organism in Eukaryota, Viridiplantae, Streptophyta, Magnoliopsida, Fabales, Fabaceae. The record is from RefSeq and is a predicted model, not a curated record.